This is a messenger RNA of Soboliphyme baturini, 733 nucleotides long. Lineage: Eukaryota; Metazoa; Nematoda; Enoplea; Dioctophymatida; Soboliphymatidae. The record is from the annotation of a GenBank genome assembly.
UUUCUUGUCAAUGGACUUGUGUUUGCAGUCGCUGGAACUACUUUGGGAUGAGCUGUCGCAGAAAAUGGCCGCUGAUGCUCUUGAGCCGUUAAAUGGGUACUGUGCGCAGUUCGCGGACCUCAAGGCAAAAAUCGCCAAACGAAGCCGGAAGCUCGUGGACUACGACAGCAUCCGUCAUAGCUAUGAAUCGACCAAACUUUCGGCGAAGAAGCCGGACGACCCAAAACUCAUGAAGGCGAAAGAAGAGCUCACAGAAACGAAAAAGUUGUAUGACGAUAUCAAUCAAGAACUGGGGGAAAAACUUCCGUCGCUUUAUGAUGGUAGGUACUCGUUCUGCGUAAAUCAUCUGCAAACCCUGCUUGGAAUUGAGGGCAAUUUCCAUACUGAAUCUGCAAAGGUAAUAUAUGUCCGCACCGAUGAUCACACGGAGAACUCCGUAGCCGUAGCUGCAGCACCGGCAGUGACUGCCACCAGUCAAGCAGUCGUCGCGGCGGCGGACAAGACGGCGACCGUUAACAAAACCGCGGCUCUGCCCAACGUCCUGUUCAAGGUUCGUGCCACGCAUCGGUAUUCAGCCGAGGACACCGACGAGUUAAGUUUCGAAGCAGGAGAAAUCAUCCUCGUUGUGCCUUAUGAUGAUCCUGAAGAUCAGGAUGAAGGCUGGCUCAUGGGUAUUAAAGAAGGAACGGAAGAAAAAGGUGUAUUCCCCGUUAAUUUUACGAAACCCGUCUAA